AUGGAUCUGGUUGUGGUAGCAGCAGAACAGGAAGACACACCAGUGUCCGGUUCUGAUAUCGAUGCGACAUCCAUAGACGGCACUGUAAAGCGCGAAGUAUUUUCACACCCAACUACAUGGAUAUCGCGCUCAGUGGCGACGCCGCUCGGAUCAACCAUGGUGAGUAAUAAUAAUAAGUCAACAAUUAGUCAACCUGCUGCUCAAAUUCCAUUUUCGCGUGUUCUGCCGGGAGAGGAAAGGAUACAUGAGAAUGUCUUUGUUGACAGUCCAAUUGUUGGUCCAUCGGAUCCGUCUGCGACUACGAUAUAUGAAGUCGUGCAAAGAGCUGCAAAACUCACUUCAAACGGUCCUUUUUUGGGAGAAUUGAAGAACGGAGAAUACUCAUGGAGUAGUUAUAAUACUGUACUUUACGAUGCACAAGUGGUUGGGUCAGCAUUGCUGCAUUUUGGUAUCAAACCGGGUGACGACACUAGAGUGGGUAUAGCUGGCAUACACUCUUUACGAUACAUGACAGCUGUGCAUGCUCUCGUCUCCUACAGUAUGGUGCUCGUUCCUUUGUAUCACAAUUCGAGAAUUGAUGCCCUAUGCGACGUAAUCAAUCAGUGCGAACUGGAAGUGAUUUUCUGCGACGAUGAAGCCCGUGCAGAAACUUUCAUCAGCAAGAUGAUCGCCGGGGUGAUAAAGGCACCAAAAAAGUUGAUUAUCCUUAAAACAACCAACAAGCAACCGAAUGGUGCCCAUGCUACAGUACCGGACUUGGAGCUCUACUCUUAUGAUUAUGUUUAUACUCUUGGUGAGCAACACUUGGCGCCUAUUGUUCCACCGUCUCCAGACUCCACUUACAUCAUAUGCUUUACCAGUGGGACCACAGGCCAACCAAAAGGAGUGGUACUGUCACAUCGUUGCUUGCUGGCUGCAGUCAUCGGCAUUCACAUCCAAUUCACCUCACCACCCAAUAACCUUAGCUUCGGAAAAGAUGACGUCUAUUUCAGUUUUCUCUCAUUGGCUCAUAUUUACGAACAUCUCAUGCAGACCUUCACGAUCUACGCCGGCGGUCGAAUCGGUAUCUAUAGUGGAGAAGUGUCUCGACUGUUAACUGACAUUCAGAUCUUGCGUCCGACCAUCAUCAGUCUAGUUCCACGCCUGCUGAACAAGUUUCAUGAUCACAUCCAUGCCCAAAUUGCAAAGAAAAAUGUUUUAGUGAGAAAAUUGUUCGAGUACGGAAAAGAGGCAAAAUUGAGGAUGUUGCACAAAGGAAUUCAGCAAUAUGACAUAAUUUGGGACAAACUUGUAUUUGGCAAGAUGAGUCAAGUUCUUGGUGGUCGCGUUCGGAUGCUGACGACCGGAGGUGCCCCGGUAAUUCCAGCAGUGAUGGAUUUUACCCGAAUAGCAUAUGGAUGCCCUCUAGUUGAGGGAUAUGGGCAAACCGAAUGUGCUGCAGCUGGUACACUAAGUAUGCCAUGUGACACUUCAAACGGCCACGUCGGAGGACCUUCACCAUGGGCCCAAGUGAAGUUAGUCGAUGUUCCGGAUCUGGGCUACUACUCAGCGAACAACAAGGGCGAAGUAUGCUUUCGCGGAGCGGCUGUAAUGAAAGGAUAUUACAAGGAUGACGAGCUAUCCAGCAGAACCAUUGAUUCUGAAGGUUGGCUGCAUACCGGUGACAUCGGCGAAUGGUUACCGAAUGGUGCGCUGAAGAUAAUCGACAGAAAAAACGCUCUUUUCAAACUUGCGCAGGGUGAUUUUGUGUCACCAGAACAAAUCGAGACUAUUUACCUCAAUUCUCAACUAGUCGUGCAGAUAUUUGUCACUGGAGUGACCACUCGUUCAUUUUUAGUCGCCGUUGCAGUGGCAAAUAUUGCAAAUCUUCGAGAAGCACUUGAAUCAAGGAGUGAUUUGAUUCGAUACGCUGAGCUUCCCUCGGAAAAAAUGCUAAACGAAUCUGAAGUACAAAGAUUUGUGCUUCAAGAACUCAACCGAACCGGGAGGGAGAAAGGACUGCGAUCAAUCGAACUAGUCAAAAGCAUAUACCUCAUUUCAGAGGAGCUAACACCGGAGAAUGGUUUAGUCACGCCAACAUUGAAACUCCGGCGACACCUUCUAAAAGAAAAGUUUUCUAAACAGAUAGAGCGAAUGUUUGCUGAGGAGACAGCUUUAUGAUAUAUGCAUAAUAUUCGAUAAUUCCUGACAGCCUUUUAGCGUAAUUGCGGAUGUAUAAUACAGUUUUCUUGAUUA
This is a messenger RNA of Cylicocyclus nassatus, 2235 nucleotides long. The record is from the annotation of a GenBank genome assembly. NCBI's taxonomy places the organism in Eukaryota, Metazoa, Nematoda, Chromadorea, Rhabditida, Strongylidae.